Molecule: messenger RNA, 909 nt
Organism: Auanema sp. JU1783
Lineage: Eukaryota; Metazoa; Nematoda; Chromadorea; Rhabditida; Rhabditidae
Source: the annotation of a GenBank genome assembly
AUGUCUGAAAAGAACUACAAUAUUCCAUAUCGCAGCAAAUUGACGGAGAAAAUCGAACCUGGUCAGACGUUGAUCAUUCGUGGAAAGACUUCUGAUGAUUCCAACAGAUUCAACAUAAAUCUCCAUAAGGAUAGUCCUGAUUUUUCCGGAAAUGACGUUCCAUUGCACAUUAGCGUUCGUUUCGAUGAGGGAAAGCUCGUCUUCAAUUCAUUCACCAAAGCUGCUUGGGGUAAGGAAGAGAGACAGAAGAAUCCUAUAAAGAAAGGAGAACCAUUUGAUAUUCGAAUCCGUGCUCAUGACAACAAAUUUGUCAUCUCAAUCAAUCGCAAGGAAGUCAAACAGUUCGAUCAUCGCAUUCCUCUUCAACAUGUAACUCAUCUUUCAAUUGAUGGAGAUGUUGUCCUGAAUCACGUUCAAUGGGGAGGAAAGUACUAUCCUAUCCCAUAUGAAUCUGGAAUUGCUGCUGAUGGUCUCAUUCCUGGCAAGACUCUCGUCGUCUAUGGAACGCCUGAGAAAAAGGGCAAGAGAUUCAACAUCAAUCUGCUGAAGAAGAAUGGUGACAUUGCUCUUCAUUUCAAUCCUCGUUUUGAUGAGAAAGGAAAUGGGCUAAUCUGUGGAAAAUUGAAGCCAGGAAAAGAUUUUUGUGACUCCUGUUGCUCUAACGAGUGCGUCAUUCGCAAUUCUUUGAUCAAUGGCGAAUGGGGUAAUGAGGAACGCGAGGGAAAGAAUCCGUUUGAGAAGAACGUCGGCUUCGAUUUGGAAAUCAAGAAUGAAGAAUUUGCUUUCCAGAUUUUCGUGAAUGGUGAACGAUUUGCUUCAUAUGCUCAUCGUACUGAUCCUCUCGAAAUUGCUGGACUUCAGAUCCAAGGAGAUCUUGAACUUACCGGAAUUCAGGUCGUUGGACACUGA